CUUUUUCUUUUUCCUUUUACUUUUCCAUAUUCAAAUCCCAAUCUUUCGAUUUCUACGAACCCUCUUCAUCUUCUUUCUUUCUUCUUCUCUUACCUUCUUUGAAGUUCUCGUCUUUACUUGUUUAGUAGUCCUUUUGUUGGGUUCUUUUUCUUUGCAACAAAACCAAAGGGGUGCAGGAGCUGCAGGAGAAGAAAACAAGAACCCAGAGCUGAAUUUUCAACUUUUUGGUGCGUAUGGGUUUAGGGUUUAAGAGGGUUUUGCCAGGUGUGGAUGGAAACUGGAGAAUAGAGGGAUAAUUGAUUCAUCCAAAUUCUCCAUUUACGUUUCUGCGAACCAAAGUUGUAUUUUUUAAGGAGCUCUUGGUAUUUAGUCUUUAGAAAGUUCAAAUUUUCUGGGUUUUCAAUCAUGAAUGUAUAGUGAUGCAACCUUGAGAGUACGGGCAUUUUAGAUCCUCAACAACUGAUGCAUUUUGCUUUGAAGUUUGACAAUCACAGCAAUUAAGCUUUGAACCCUUGAUCUAAAGUAGUUCGGGAAAAAAGGAAAAAAAUGAAGAAAUGGACUGGAGGUGUAUUGAUUGGAUCCAUGUUUAUGCUACUGGUACUAAGAUAUGGUCUGAUGAAAAAUCCUUUCGGGGAAAGUUUACUUCAAGUUGCUAUCAUUUUCAAUGCAACUGAUCCUCAAAAUCAGAUUCAAUCUAGUGUGCCUCCAGAAGCUCAAGACCCCAAAGCAGAUAAUGAUCAAGUAGUUCCUGCGGAAACAUUUGUGUCUAGUCUCUUUUGCAAGGGGAAUUUCUCUAGUGAACUGAAUAGUUCUUUGUUGACAUGGAAUCAGAUGAAGCAUCUAAUCAAUUAUACUCAGGGUUUACCUAAUGCUUUAGAGGCUGUUAAAGAAGCUCAAGUUGCAUGGGAAAGCCUAGUGAAAUCCCUCAUAGAGCAGCAACAUGCAGAUGCUAAUGAAAGUACACUUACUAAAGUGAAGGAGAAACAAUGUCCAUAUUUCCUGAACAAAAUGAAUGAUGCAGAAUUUGGGGACAGUGGUUACCAACUGCAAGUUCCUUGUGGCCUUAUUCAGGGUUCUGCAAUCACCAUAAUUGGCAUUCCAAAUGGCCUUAUGGGAAACUUCCGCAUUGAUUUAACAGGGGAACCAACCUCCGGAGAGCCAGAUCCUCCCAUUGUUUUGCAUUACAAUGUCCGCCUCCAAGGUGACAAAAUUACAGAGGAUCCUGUGAUUGUCCAGAACACUUGGACUGCAGCUCAUGAUUGGGGUGAAGAGGAGCGGUGUCCCUCUCUGGAACAAGGAAGCAAUAAGAAAGUGGAUGAUUUGAAACGUUGCAGUGAUAAGGUGGGAAACGAUGGUAGGCAGAAGUUUAGAACAGAUGAAUCUUCUCAGAUUUAUCUAUGGUCAUCAAGGGCACAAAAUAGAUCUGGAAACAAGUGGUUUCCAUUUAAGCAACGGCACCUGUCAGUGAUGACUCUUCGGGUGGGAGAAGAAGGCUUCCAGAUGACAGUUGAUGGAAAGCAUAUAACUUCAUUUGCUUACCGUGAAGGCUUGGAGCCAUGGCUUGUAAAUAAAGUGAUGAUUUCUGGAGACAUAAAGUUAAUUUCUGUCCUUGCCAGUGGCUUACCCACAUCUGAGGACUUGGAGCACAUUGUUGAUUUGGACUUGCUGAGGUCUGCUCCUAUCCCACCAAAACAGCCAUUAGACCUCUUUGUUGGUGUCUUUUCUACAGCAAACAAUUUCAAGCGUAGGAUGGCUGUUCGAAGGACAUGGAUGCAGUAUCCAUCAAUAAAGGAAGGAGCAACUGCAGUGCGCUUCUUUGUUGGUCUACAUAAAAACCAAAUUGUAAAUGAGGAACUGUGGAGUGAGGUAGAGACAUAUGGAGACAUUCAGCUGAUGCCAUUUGUUGACUAUUACAGUGUUAUUACUUGGAAGACUCUGGCAAUCUGCAUAUUUGGGACAGAGGUGGUUUCAGCCAAGUAUGUCAUGAAGACAGAUGAUGAUGCAUUUGUUCGUGUAGAUGAAGUGCUAGCUUCAAUAAACAGAGCAAAUGUGACCAAUGGAUUGUUGUAUGGUCUCAUCAACUCUGAUGCUCGUCCUCAUCGAAAUCAUGACAGCAAAUGGUAUAUAAGCCCUGAGGAAUGGCCUGAACCAAGUUACCCUCCCUGGGCACAUGGUCCUGGUUAUGUAUUGUCCAAUGACAUCGCAAAGGCAGUCUACACAAGGCACAAAGAAGGUCGUUUAAGGAUGUUUAAGCUAGAGGAUGUGGCAAUGGGGAUCUGGAUAGCGGAGAUGAAGAAGGAAGGUUUACAGGUGAGUUACAAAAACGAACAACGCAUUUAUAAUGAAGGAUGCAAGGAUGGAUAUGUUGUUGCUCACUACCAAAGCCCUAGACAAAUGCUGUGUCUAUGGCAGAAGUUGCAAGAGGAGAAAGUUGCCCAGUGCUGUGCAGAUCGAUGAGCUAAUAGUACAUAGUAGUGCAAGACAUUACUCUCUUGAUACAUAAACGAUUAAUAGAAAGGAUUAAAAGAAAGUUAGAUUUUAGUUUUCUUCACACUACAGUUAGAUAGGGAACAAAUUUCUCAUUUUUGGCGUUAUUCUUGUGUAUGGUAGGUUUGGUUUGAGAGAAGUGGAGGUGAGUGGAGAGUGGAGAGGAGUGGUGAAUUUUUUAACUAAUCAAAUUAUAAUGUUUUUAAAUAUUAUAAUCUAAUUAAUAACAAAGUUCACCUGCUUUCUCUUUCUUCUAUUUCUCUCAACCUAAUCAUACUAUUAGUUUUUAACUCGGAGAAAACAUAUUUUUUACACGAGGACUUACAAUGAAUGAUAUUUCAUUGA
This is a messenger RNA of Rubroshorea leprosula, 2832 nucleotides long. Lineage: Eukaryota; Viridiplantae; Streptophyta; Magnoliopsida; Malvales; Dipterocarpaceae. The record is from the annotation of a GenBank genome assembly.